UGUCUCUUGGUAUUCUUGAUCGAGACAAUAUAUGGCUCUUGCUAGACUUUGAAAGGAGAACAAUUGAGAUAGAGAGAGAGAGAGAGAGAGCGUUGGCGCAUGUUGAACAGUUGAAACAGAAUGGGUUCUUCUGAUGUGAGUAAGGAGAAAGCUAGAAGGAGUAGAGACAGGUUGAGCAAUUUGCCUGACCCGCUUCUUCAUCAAAUCUUCUCAUGUCUCGACACUAAACAAGCAAUCCAAAGUUGUGUACUGUCAAAGCGAUGGAGAGAUUUUUGGGUUUCUCUUCCUCAUCUCAAUUUUGAUUAUCGAUCCUUUCAUACAAAAUCAGAUUUUCAAAAUUUCGUUUGCAAAGUCUUGUAUAGCCGCCUUGACAACCCGAUUUUUGGUGGCAAGUUUGGCUUCCAUUGUGGGCAUUGUUGGAAGAUGGAUGAAACUUUAAUUAAAAAGGUCAUAAGCUGCGUUGAGUCUCAUUGGUUUCAGCAUCUUCACAUGGAGGUAAACACAAGCUUACCAGACGCACUUCUCAAUAGUAAAUCAAUUGAAACUCUUAAUUUGAAGUGGUUUAAAACUUUACCUCAGUCACUUGCUUCUUUUACAAUGCUGAAUUCGUUGCAUCUGAAAAAUUGUUGGUUUGACGUUUAUCAUCAAACUGACGAGUUUUUUGAUCCUUUUGUUAAUUGUCCCAAUUUGAAGAAUUUAAGCCUAACCAAUUGCCACUUUGGAAUGGUAAAGUCUUUUAGAAUUUCUGGGAUGCAACUACUUAGCCUUUCAUUCGAGGGUAGCUAUAGGAGUAGAUAUAGGAGCCUUUCAUUUGGGAGUAGAUAUAGGAGGAGUUAUAGCUGGGGUUAUUUCUGGGAAUUAAAGAUUGAAAUUCUUGCUCCAAACCUCACUUCCUUUAGACAUGAUUGGAUGAAGCCUAUGGAUUUCGGUGAAAUCAGCCUUCCUUCUGUUAAUUUUGUGGAUAUUAGUGUUGAUCGAGUUUGUUACCGGCAGUACGAAGAGGAAAAUGACAACAUGAAUGUGAUCAAUAUGUUCCGAGGAUUACAUAAAGCGCAAUAUGUCAAACUGCACUAUCAUACCAUUGAGGUCCUUACUUUGGUUCCAGGUCUACUAGAAAAGCAACCUUCUCCCUUUACUAAUUUGAAGUCCUUGAAAUUGUACUUGCCCUACAAUACUAAAUCAUCAAAGGUACCUUCUCAUGUAAUGCGCUACUUACUUGGUGACUCGUCUGGUGCUGAUCUUAUAAUCGUCAAAUCUUGAAGGCGAUUAUGGGCUUCUUGCUUUUCCUUUCCUAGCGUCUUCAUCCUUCCUGUCUUACAAUUGCUCUAUGGUUGAAUUAUCGAUAUUAUGAGAACAAUUGACUGUACUUUGUGGAUUAUGUUUUACCUUACCCAUUAAGGUGAAUAAGGUCAAUUUCAGCAUCUUCACUUCUCUUUUUCUAACUACUAUUCUAGACAUUAUGAAAACACGCAUGAUUUUAAGACUUGAAAUAAGUAAACCUUUUUUUUUUUUUUAAUCUUCUCAAGAAAAGCUUAUCUUUUCAACAAGGCUUUGCUUAUCUGGGAUACUCCGUUAUGCUUGGCUGUUGUUUUCUUUAGUGUGUUGUAUUUGGUGAUUUGAAAAUUUGUUCUCCAUCCUAGUUUACAAUGUGCUAAAAGGGAUAGAUUCCCUUUUACUAGGAAAAAGAGUGAGUAUGAUUGUUGUAAUGUGGGUAUCUUUCCUUUAUAUUGUAUUAAAAAAUAAGUGUGGCUAUGUAUUUGUCAUUAUUUUGAAGCGUAUUUUGGACUGCUGUGGAAAAUGCUGAUUUUUUGCAUGAAGAUGCCUAUCUGUGAAAUUGAAUUAUAAUAAGGGUUUU
Hevea brasiliensis (rubber tree) is the source of this 1855-nucleotide messenger RNA. RefSeq names its product F-box/FBD/LRR-repeat protein At1g16930. The coding region runs from base 121 to 1260 and encodes 379 amino acids. Gene Ontology annotation, molecular function: protein binding. The record is from RefSeq and is a predicted model, not a curated record. NCBI's taxonomy places the organism in Eukaryota, Viridiplantae, Streptophyta, Magnoliopsida, Malpighiales, Euphorbiaceae. The transcript has 3 exons.